AUGCCAUUCAUUGACAGCCAGCAUGUCAUCCACAAGUAUUUCCUGCCCCGAGCCUAUGCUGUUGCCAUCCCCUUGGCUGUUGGUCUCCUGUUGCUACUGUUUGUGGGAUUGUUUGUCACCUAUGUGAUGCUGAAAAACCAGAGGGUGACCAAGAAGGCUCAGUGAAGGCCCAGCAGGGAUAAGGCUGCCAGGCGCUUUUCAGUGUCCUCUCCAGGGCAGGGACCCAGGAUGGAAGCCUGCAGGAUUAGUCCAGAUACUGUGGCCCCUUCCAACUUGGCUGCCAUCCAGAUAUCCCUGUGGGAU
Messenger RNA from Nycticebus coucang (slow loris), 303 nucleotides. Its product is annotated as dolichol phosphate-mannose biosynthesis regulatory protein-like. Gene Ontology annotation, cellular component: endoplasmic reticulum membrane; dolichol-phosphate-mannose synthase complex. Gene Ontology annotation, molecular function: enzyme regulator activity. The transcript has a single exon. The coding region runs from base 1 to 165 and encodes 54 amino acids. Lineage: Eukaryota; Metazoa; Chordata; Mammalia; Primates; Lorisidae. The record is from RefSeq and is a predicted model, not a curated record. Gene Ontology annotation, biological process: GPI anchor biosynthetic process.